Mesorhabditis belari is the source of this 309-nucleotide messenger RNA. Lineage: Eukaryota; Metazoa; Nematoda; Chromadorea; Rhabditida; Rhabditidae. The record is from the annotation of a GenBank genome assembly.
AUGCGUCAUCUCAUCGCUUGCUCGGCUCUCCUCGUUGUCGCCUUGGCUGUAACGACGAAGAACUACAACUACUCUCCGCAGCCAACCGCCAAGCCCGGUCAGACUCUUCCACCAGGAUCACCGCUUCCACCAUACAGUACACCGAAGCCUGGACCACCACAAACCCCACCACCAACAAGCAAAGGACCAGUUGGGCCACCAAAAACUACGAAGAACUACGGCGGCGGUUCACCCUUGCCAACCGCGAAACCCGGUCAAACCCUUCCACCAGGCCCACCACUUCCACAAUACAGUACACCAAAAAGCGGU